This is a messenger RNA of Spodoptera litura, 2265 nucleotides long. RefSeq lists its product as uncharacterized. Gene Ontology annotation, biological process: lipid metabolic process. NCBI's taxonomy places the organism in Eukaryota, Metazoa, Arthropoda, Insecta, Lepidoptera, Noctuidae. Gene Ontology annotation, cellular component: periplasmic space. The record is from RefSeq and is a predicted model, not a curated record. Gene Ontology annotation, molecular function: glycerophosphodiester phosphodiesterase activity.
AAACAUUGUGUGGUACAGAAUGUCUUGAUCUAGUGAGCAUCUGAUUAAAAUUUGGCUUUUAAACAAUCGUGUUGUAACCAUUUUACAUCAUUAACCAGUUACUUAUAUCAAGUUUAUAACGAACACUCGUAAGGUUCGCAGGUCUCCAAAUGUUCUGCAAGACUUCCUCUUACAUUUUCCUCAUGUAUGUUAGUUGAUGUCGUCGCGAGGCUCUAUAUAAAUAUUCGUUUAGUUGAAGUGAUGUUUUAGUGCCUGCCUGUACAUACUUUGUGUUGUCGCCACUUGUCACCAAGUCCAACUAUCUGCGAAUGUAUCGUAGAUGUUGAGGAGUUACAAAACUGACUUUCAUAAAAAUGUUCCUGAAUCGAAGAAUAUGGAUUGUGUUGUGUACAUUGGGAGUCGCGUUUGGGGUACCAACUGAAAUAGUAGAAUCACCAGACAGUGUUAAUUCCACGUUAGAAUAUGACAGCCAAUUUUGUCACCCACUGGUAAUAGGCCACCGCGGUGCCAGUGGGUACGCUCCAGAACACACCCUCGGCUCAUACGCCCUCGCGGCUCUCAUGGGAGCUGACUACGUAGAACCAGAUCUAGUCAUUACCAAAGAUAGGCGACUAGUCGCUAGACAUGACAAUGAAUUAGGUUUAACCACUGAUGUGUCCUUACAUCCAGAGUUCGCUGAUCGUUACACCAAUAAAACAAUAGAUGGCAAACAAAUGAGCGGUUGGUUUACUGAAGAUUUCACUCUUGCAGAAUUAAAAACGUUACGUGCCGUAGAGCGCAUUCCAAAUAUCAGACCAGGAAACUCGCGAAUGGAUGGCGCCUUCCAGAUACCAACAUUUCAAGAAAUUAUUGAACUAAUCAAAGGCUUAGAAUCCAGUCAAAAUAGAAUUAUUGGACUUUACCCAGAAAUUAAACACAGCACGUAUUUCGAGUCUCUCGGAUUACCAAUGGAACAGUUAGUAGUGGAUAUCCUUCACAGCUACGGUUACCAAGGAUCUCACGCGCCGGUCUACAUCCAGUCAUUUGAAAUAAAUAAUUUAAAACGACUGAAGCGAAUGACUGGUAUUCGUCUUCUACAGCUAUACGAUAGUCCAGACAUGACGCCUUUCGACCAGAUAGAAAAAGAGAACGCACCAACGUACGCUGAUAUGGCUACACCAGAGGGACUUGCAGAAGUUGCGAAGUACGCUUAUGCGGUAGGACCAGAUAAGAGCUACAUAAUACCUCGUGACGCAGAAAAUAAUCUGGGGGAACCUACAACUUUUGUUCACGAUGCUCACGAGGCGGGCUUGAAAGUGCACCCAUAUACGUUCCGUGCAGAGAAUGCGUUCUUACCAACAGAUUGUCGUAACAAAAUGUACCCAAACUUGUCAUCAGCUCUGGGUAAUUUAGCCGCUGAGAUCACGGCUUAUUUCAAUGCAGGAAUCGAUGGUCUCUUCAGUGACCAGCCGGAUAUACCCGUGCGAAUACGAACCGGUUGUUUGAGAAAUAUUAAUUGAAUGACUUAUUAGAUUAAGUAGUUGCAUGUACGUACAAAUAGCUUUCAGUUCCUGUUUGCAUAAUCAACUUUGUAUGUAAUUUAACCAAAGUGCCUAAGUACAAGACUUUGCUUUUAAAUAGGAAUUCGAAAAGGUUGGCUCAUGAGGGAGAAAAUUGGUAAUAACUUUUAUUCCUGUAUAUCACAUUUACUGUCAAUAAUAGAACAUGUGUGGUAUUCGAAGAUAUCAUAAAAGUACCAAUAAACCUAUGCAUAUCGCAUUGACACAGAUUCUAAGAAAAACAUUCUUCUUGAUUGUUUUUGUUAGUUGAGGUUACAAUACGACUUUUUUGCUGCCUCUGCGACAUAGGGAUAGAUACAAAGGUGCAUUAUGUGAUCAUCAUACUUAAUACCUUUAGGAUUUGCACUUUGUGAAGUGGAUGGUUAAUAAAACCUAGGUGACUAGGCAGUCAGUUAAUCACUGGCGACCUACAAUAAGUACAAACUACCAUAAGUUAAGCUAACUUUUGAACAAGAAAAAGAAAAACAAAACUCAAAUUCCCGUUGACUAAUCUUACUUUACAAGAAACGUACAUUUUGUACUUCCGUUGUAAACAAGAACGGUCAACAGGUAAAACCGCAAAUAUUAUUAUCCGUAUUAUUUUCCUACCUAUAUUAAUUAGAUUACCAGUUACUUUAUUAAUUUAAUUAACUAAUGAAAUGAUAGGAAAUAAGUUUAGGUAUACCAAUAUCGAUGUUUUUGUAUGUUAAUUACAUAAUAUUUACAA